Messenger RNA from Paraphaeosphaeria sporulosa, 1047 nucleotides. RefSeq names its product GroES-like protein. The transcript is spliced from 3 exons. Gene Ontology annotation, molecular function: oxidoreductase activity, acting on NAD(P)H. The record is from RefSeq and is a predicted model, not a curated record. NCBI's taxonomy places the organism in Eukaryota, Fungi, Ascomycota, Dothideomycetes, Pleosporales, Didymosphaeriaceae. Bases 1 to 1047 code for a protein of 348 amino acids.
AUGUCUGGAAACCGAGCUGCUUUCCUAGUCGAGCCAAAAGGUUGUUUUGAGGUGCGAGAUGCGCCUAUGGAACAACCUGGCCCAGGGGAGGUCCUCAUCAAAGUUCAUGCCGUAGCUCUACAGCCUGCAGACGAAAAGGUGGCAAAGUUGGCCAUCAUUCUAGUGGAAUAUCCUGCGGUGCUGGGUGGCCCCGUUGGUGGGAUUGUACACGCCCUCGGAGAAGGCGUCACCAGGGUAGCAGUCGGCGACCGCGUCAGCUGCGGUACUUUGAUCUUCAAGAAGCACAAGCCCAAAUAUGGUGGAACGCAGAGAUAUACCCUGGUAUCAGAACAAGAGGUCAUUGAGAUCGGAGAUACCGACUUCACGAAAGUCGUCACACUUGGUUCUUACACGCCACCAAGCUGCCUAUUCGCCUCCAAUUGCCUCAACAUGCACUGGCCGUCAUUACCGCCCAAGCCCCUCCCGGCCGGAGAGCAAGGAAAGAAAAUUCUCAUCUGGGGAGGAUCAUCCGCAAUGGGUUCACUUUCCAUCUCAUAUGCGAAACAAGCUGGUUACACGGUCAUUAGCACCAGCUCACCACACAAUUUCGACCUGUUGGAGUCUCUUGGGGCCGACUAUAUCUUUGAUCACAGCGACCUCGCGACUGUGGAAAGGAUUAGGGAUCUCUUCCCCAUCGAUUACUGGUUCGAUACAAUUUCUCUGAAACCAAGUGUAACCACGAUUCUGAAGAUCCUGGCACCGGAAGGCAAGCCGGCUAAUAAGGCUUAUAUCCACAUGCUACUACCACUGGCCAUGGCUGGAAACCCGACCUUACCGGAAGGCGUCACUACAGGGAUGCACUUCUUCAGCACUCAAGCGCCCGAGAACGCAGACUGGGCGAAGUUUUUCUUGUCUCGUGGAGGCUACAUGGAGAAGGGCAUCAAGAGUGGGUUAAUCCAGGGCGUGCCACCACAUUUGUUGGGCGGCCUGGAAAAGGUGUCUGAUGGCAUCGAGGAAGUGCAUAAGGGAGUGAGCGGCAAGAAGGUGGUCAUUGAUCCUUGGGCCUGA